AUGAGCUCUCAAGUCAUAACAUGCGCUAUCCAGAUACCCGAAACUAAGGAGAAGUUUAUUUGCUCAGCGAUAUAUGAGUCGAAUUUGGAAGGUGAAAGGAGGCAUUUGUGGGAUGAUUUGCGUAGUACUCACUCAGCCUACAAUCACCUAAACCUCCCUUGGAUCUUAAUUGGAGAUUAUAAUGUCACACUCUCCUCUGGUGAACAGUCCAGAGCACGUGAUUAUUUACCGGAUCAGGCAGGGAUGAGGCGGUUUCAAGAGAUGGUUAGUGAUUGCGCUCUCUCUGAUUUGGCUUAUGUAGGGGCUCUCUUUACAUGGUGGAACAAGCAAGAGGAAGAUCCUAUAUGGAAAAAACUUGAUAGGGCUCUCAUCAAUAAUGACUGGUUGCGUUGCUUUCCUGAUUCAUAUGCUCAGUUUGAAGCAGGGGGAAUAUCUGAUCAUGCACGCUGCUUGAUUCGGUUGUCUGCUACCACGGAGGCAGUGAGGAAACCUUUCAGAUUCUUUAACUUUUUGACAGAAAGUGAAGAAUUUUUGCCUACAGUAGCAAAGUUGUGGGAAAGCACUGAGACUCUUUUCCAUUCCCGUGCCUCCUUGGGUCUUUUUCAUAAGAAGCUCAACGCGUUAAAAUUUGAGAUGAGGGCUCUGAACAGAAAUCACUACGAAGACUUGGCUAGUCGUACCAAGCAAGCGUAUGAAGUAAUGUGUGAAUUUGCAAGUUCUCUGGUGGCUCAUGUGUUGGCUGAAGAGAUCCAAGGAGCUAUUCAUUCUCUGCCAGUAGACAAGGUAUCUGGACCAGAUGGAUAUACCAAAGAGUUUUAUGUAGCUGCUUGGCCGAUCAUAGGCAAGGAUUGUAUUGUGGCAGUUCAAUCAUUCUUUAUGUAUGGUUUCCUACCUACUGGUGUCAAUGCUACCAUUCUUUCCCUGAUACCUAAGAUUGAGAAUGCGCAGACAAUGAAGGAAUAUCGGUCCAUUGCCUGCAGUAACUUUCUUUACAAGGUUAUAUCGAAAAUUCUAGCAACAAGACUUCAGGCUAUCUUCCCCGAUGCAGUUGAAUCAAAUCAAUGCGCCUUUAUCAAAGGAAGAUUGUUAUUGGAAAAUGUCUUGCUGGCUUCAGAGCUUGUUAAUGGUUAUCCCAAGAAGACGAAUUCCGACAGAUGCACCAUCAAGUUUGACAUAUCAAAGGCAUUUGACACAGUUUGA
This is a messenger RNA of Brassica napus (rape), 1200 nucleotides long. RefSeq lists its product as uncharacterized. Lineage: Eukaryota; Viridiplantae; Streptophyta; Magnoliopsida; Brassicales; Brassicaceae. The transcript is spliced from 2 exons. The coding region runs from base 1 to 1200 and encodes 399 amino acids. Gene Ontology annotation, molecular function: catalytic activity. The record is from RefSeq and is a predicted model, not a curated record.